GUCGCGUUUUUAUGAUCGCCCGACGGUGAUCCUUGUGUUCCGAAGAUCUCGCCUGGAUUUUCUCCUCGAGUUGCAGCAUAUUUUCUUCCUGCACGUGAUUUUAUGGAAAAAUCUACAUCGCAACGGGAACGAACAGGAACGCGUAGUGUUCGUUUCACGCGAGUCCGUAAUAACGAAAUAUGUGGUUGUCGUGCCUGUUCUAAGAGUAAUCACGGUUCUCGCCAUCUUUAGUCUGUCAUCAAACGUCCGGGAAUAAAAUGCAUGUUUCCUCGGUCGUUUCGCAGCGUCCGUAUUAGCUAGUAAUUUUUCCAAGAACGAACCAACCGAUUGUUCGUAAACGUCGUGGAGAAAUAGUUUCACGGUAAUCUCGUGGGUCGAAAAUAUCCUCGGAGAGUCGCCUCUUUCGUAGUGCCGCGACGGUUUUGUCGUUCAAAAGGAAGUGGGAUGAUACACUGAAGAAGGAAGUUACCCUGCAUGGACCGUACUGAAGACAAAAAAAUAGAAAUCAUUGGAAGAAUGACGGCCAUGAGUCAGGACGAAAUUGUGGCUGGUGCCAGAACGGUGGCCCAGGGGUUGGAAGCCCUUCGUGUGGAACACGAGGGACUUCUGCAGGGCCUACAAUCGCAAGAUGCACCGGCUGCAAGAGACAAGUCCAGCUUGUUAUCUAAAAACAUCGAGAUGAUAGAGUUGGGUCUUGGAGAGGCUGAGGUCAUGACGGCUCUUGCUAACCAUUUGCAGAAGGUCGAAGCUGAGAAACAGAAGCUUAGGACGCAGGUCAAGAGGCUGUGUCAGGAAAAUGCAUGGUUAAGGGAUGAAUUGGCUGGAACACAGCAAAAACUGCAAGCUAGUCAACAAGCGUUAGUCGCAUUGGAGGAAGCUAACAAACAUUUAGAAUUCAUGCACAGUAUGAGACAAUACGAUCCCGAUCCUCCUGCUGACGAUGAGACUUCUAAAGAUAGACUAAAGUUAGGUAAAGAUCCUGUGGUUGAUCUGUUUCCAGAUGAUGAUGUGGAUGACCGAAAUAGUAAGUUAAUAUCACCAACACCGCCAUCGCAAUUUGCACAACAAGUGAACGCUGGAUAUGAAAUACCUGCGCGCUUACGUACACUGCACAAUUUGGUAAUUCAAUAUGCAGCCCAAGGUCGUUACGAAGUGGCAGUGCCUCUUUGCAAGCAAGCGCUGGAGGAUUUGGAGAAAACUUCUGGCCAUGACCAUCCCGAUGUGGCCACAAUGUUAAAUAUUCUUGCUUUAGUGUACAGAGACCAAAAUAAAUUUAAAGAAGCGGCAAAUUUGUUGAACGAUGCUUUGUCUAUUCGAGAAAAGACACUAGGCGAUAACCAUCCUGCAGUGGCUGCUACUUUGAACAAUCUAGCUGUUUUAUAUGGAAAACGAGGCAAAUACAAAGAAGCAGAGCCACUGUGCAAGCGUGCUCUUGCGAUCAGAGAAGUGGUUCUCGGACGUGACCAUCCAGACGUUGCGAAACAAUUAAAUAAUCUCGCAUUACUCUGUCAGAAUCAGGCUAAAUACGAGGAAGUUCAACGGUAUUACCAACGGGCUCUCGAAAUCUACGAGAUGAAACUUGGUCCAGACGAUCCUAAUGUCGCGAAAACGAAAAACAACUUGGCGUCCUGCUUCUUGAAACAGGGGAGAUACAAAGAAGCCGAGGUUCUGUACAAACAAGUGUUGACCAGAGCGCACGAGAAAGAAUUUGGUGCUAUUGCUAGUGAUAAUAAACCAAUUUGGCAGGUCGCGGAGGAAAGGGAGGAGAACAAACAAAAGAAUAAAGAAAAUACUCCUUAUGGAGAGUACGGAGGUUGGCACAAGCAAGCGAAGGUAGACUCGCCUACGGUCACGACGACUUUGAAAAAUCUCAGCGCGCUUUAUCGAAGACAAGGGAAGUACGAGGCGGCGGAUACUCUGGACGAUUGUGCUCUGAGGUCAGGGAAGGAGCAGACAUUGGAGUUCGUGAAGCAGGGGAAGGUCGCGCAAAUUCUAGGAGAGGGAAAGGGAUCGACAAGACGUGGUUCACGGUCCAGUUUAGCGAAUAGCGAAUACGAACAACACGAUGAGAGCUCGCUGGCACAAAGGGCGCUACACGAAGGACAGUCUGGCCACAACGACGCUAAUUCUAACAAACCCGGUUUUAAAAACAAGAUUUUUCAGGCUUUCGGCAUUCACUCUUCCACGUAGGAUUAUUUUUCGUCUGUAGUAUUGCUACUGUCGUUCAAUUAUGCCUGAUCACUCAAACAAAUUUGUCGGUGUAUCACCCAAGGUCUGUACUCCCAAGGAGAGAGAGAAAGAGAGAGAGAAAGAGAGUGAGGUGAUACUUAAUCGUUGACGAAUAUUAAUUAACGAGGAUUUAUCGGAACGGUGCCUGUCUAUGAUUGUCUUUUCAUGAGAACUAUUCCUGGAUUGAAAACUGCUAUGGACACGACCCUAGUGACUGCGCGUAUCACUGGGAGGCAUAAAUGCGUAGUUGGAUUGUAGGAAAUGGCCUUUUUGGCAAUUCUGGGUAUUCGAUACUGUUUCCCGCAGCCAGGUAUCCCCCCGGUAAAAGCACAUCGUAACUGCACAUUCUCUUUUUACAUUUACAAGUGUUUCGUAUAACGUUCCUUGCUAUUUUUGCUUUUUCCGAUCACUACGAGAAUAUAUUUCGGUAUUAGAGAAUACCGAAGCCUUUUUUACAAAACACUUCCAUUCAUAAGCUGUGAUAAUAACGCUUUCGAUUAGUUUCUUUUGUUUUCUCUUUUUAAUUAGACGAAACGUCGAGGAUAUUUAACUCGAAGGAGGUGCUUUUCAGUGAAAAUUUUUGUUCUUCGUGCUCUGCACUAUUUAUGCAUAACGACAAUAAUGGAAUCGUUGAAAUUUCUUACGCUUGUAUUACACGUACCCCGUAUAUAGAAAGCGAUUAGGCUAAACGAUGCUUCCAGAAAACAUUAUUUUGAUAACAGAAUGUACAGUUUACUGUUUCACGCGGUACUCUUUUGGCCGAUGAGAAGAGUGACAGUAACGGUAGACAGUGUGAGAAUCGAGCCGUUCUCUUUUUUUUUCUGAAGCCAAAAAUACCGCGAAGCUACGCACACAAAGUAACUAUGAGUAGUCAGUCGAUCCUUAGCAGCAGCUUUGCUUAACUAUAUAGUUCAGUAUAGAUUCGCAAAGGUGGCCGUUUAUAAUUGAUGUGCAGAAAAAUUAAUAGUACUGUGACGAUCGGCAGGUGAACGAGCGAAGAAAACGCAUUUAUUGUUUUAUGACCAGAUGUUUCAUACAAAUGUUUUCUUACAGUUUAUUCCGAUUUUACUACGAGUGCACGUACACCCAUACAUACACAACACGCAUACACGAUCAUAUAGAACUUCCCGGAUUUUCCCAAUAAUUCGUAUUACCACUUUUGCAUUCAUUAUCCCUUUUAUGUAAUAAUGCGUUUUACUUUAAAUUAUUGAUUUAAAGACAUUUUAUCUGGCUUAAGGUUACAUUGACUGUGUCCUAUUUUUUUUUUUGUAAUGUUAUUGCGAUGUGAGGUGUCUCGAAAUUAUUGCAAUAUUUUAACUGUCCCCCCCCCCCUUCAGAGUAUUAUUAUAUAUUUGUAAAGAAUGGAUAGAUCUUGUGCAAUUUAUACUAUUCGAAUUUGCAGUGGUCCGUUCAUCUUUUGCAUGUAAAUGAACUUUUUCUUUGUACUUUUACGAGCCAGAUAGAUUGUUUUAUAUAGGAUUAUUCAAUUCGUAGGGAUGUAAUGUUUAUAAUUGAAACUAUACCUUCACCACGUGUCCCUUUUAUUUGAAUAAUUGUAUCAAAGACAAUUCUCUUUUUGUACUAAUUGUUACAAAGUUGAUUUAGAUGCAAAAGAUAUACAGUCUAUGCUAUGCAUAUUAUUAUUAUUAUUAUUAUUAUUAUUAAUAUUAUUAUUACUAUUAAUAUUAAUAUUAUUAUUUUAAACGAGUCUCAUUUGUAUAACAAGUAAUUAUUACAUUUUAGAAAGAUACGAAGGGUACUUUUUCCACAUAUGAGGCACCUUGUAUCCCAGUUCUACUUAUUACAGAUAACACUUUCGAGUCUCCGUUUUUAAAACGAAAGAACAACAACAAGUACGUUGUUAGGCUAAUGAAUACACAAUGUUUGUAAUGUUUGAACUUGCAAAUCAGUAACAAACUGGAAUAAUUUAAUAUAAGUAGUGCCUUGAUACUUUAACGAGCGAAUGAAUAAAUUAUUUUCUAACUGAGACAACGUAUCCUAUUUGUUAUUUGAUUCACAUAUUGUUGUUGUUGUUGUUAUUGGGGGUGACCGUUACAUUCUCCAUGUAUCUUGAGUUUUGCUAUCAUCGUUAUCUUAUUGUUGACAAUUUUAUGUGUAGAAAGAUACACGUACCUUCAUUUGAGACAAACCAACGAGAAUGUGUAUACAUAAUCGGUUUUGCAUAAUUAAUUUUACUCGCACGCAUUUGUGUUGUUAACCAUCAUCAUUGUUACCAGUCGUUUUUUUUCGAUAUCCUGUGUUUUCGUUUUGUUUCGCUUUGAUUUGAGUACUCUGCGGGCCGGGACUUAGAUAAAAGGAUGUCACCUUAAGGAGUACGAUUUCGUCUGGACCGGAAACGGAACAAAAGUAAUUUAUCUAACAGGAAAGGAAGUACUUCGUACGCGCGCAAUAAAGGAUACAAUGUAAUAAACGUACCGCGCGCCUACGAGAAAGGUUACACAACUCAAACUAGUAUGUUUUCUAGGAGAACCGAGAUACUUGUUUAUCGAACAUGAUCGGACGUUACCUUGUUAAUCAACUUUAUGAACAAGAAGAAUAUUACUCGUAACAGAUAGAUUCAAGUAUACGCACUUAUUCACAAUGAGAGACAGGACACAACUACUAAUAAUAAGACGUAUUUGUAGGACAGUGCAACAAUGAAUCGGAAUAGAGCGACUAUAAAAUGCUCGCGUGUCGGCCAAAUUAUGAAGAUAAAAUUGAAUAAGAUUUCCAUGAUGUAAGUUGGGGGAAAUGUGUCUGCGAACAUCUUUAACAAGUGAUCACACGAAAAAGUCGUGUUACGUGAGUUGUGUUAUUUUCCUCGCAAGGUGUGCGGAUAUGCGAAUCGAUGAGUUUCAAAUGAUGUACAGGGCACUGCAUUGUUUAACACGCAAGGAAACUAUGUCUGAUGUCCGUUUAAUCUGUUCUGGAUCGUUAAACGUAUACAGCACAUUCCAGCUGCUUUUAAUCAGGCGCACCGCAACGGAGUCACUCUCUUCGUGUUGCUGAAUUUAACCGGGCAACGAUUGCGGCUUUGUGGCUAAGCAACCAAUAUAAUUUGGUAAUAGCGAGAAUGGUUGCCAGGUAAAUUGGUCUUUCCUGCUUUGAAUGUACUGUCUGAAUCAAAAGGAUCAUGAAUAGCAAAAAAGAAAAAAAAGAAAAAAUGGAGAUUUAACAGAAGAAUGGAAACUAUAGAAGUUACUGACCUAAACGACCGCCAUGUAUUCAGUUCCCCUCUGCAUUGUGGAGGUGUGACAGAGCGAUUGAAAACCGUUCGAACAACUGGGUAUACGUAUCUUUUCGUUGCUCACGUUUGCUAUGAUCAAUUUAACGCGACAGGAAUCAUUCCAUGAGCUACUAAUCUUUCUUUUUGUUUUCUGAAUCGACGCUAACCGAAACGAAACAACGUUUAGCAUGAUCGAUAUGCUAAAACGAAGAAGAAAAAAAUCUGUAACUUCUCUCUGUCAAUGUAUUCGAUGUGUCUUGAUCGUGGACUCGGUAGAAGAAUCGUGUUAACGUGUAUUUAUUUGAAUGAUUUUGUUAAUUUUAUCGGGAUCGGAUGGGUGUCGCGAAACCGGAGAAAGAGAACAGUUCUUGAGGACAUGAGGUGUAAAACGGUUUAGGGGGAACGUUUAUAUGUCGCUUAAAAAACAUUAAAUGUACUCUUUACACAACCAUGCACAUUAGAAUUACGCAAGCGUAUCAUUCUCCAAUUAGUUAAAUUAACGAAUGAAUUAUUUAUGUAAUCGGAAUAUGUAAUUUAUGUUUGCCCCGCGAUUCGUUGAAUUGACAAUGGUGCAAACACGACGGAUAUUAUAAUAUAUGUAUUAUAGGGAUCACGGUGUUGAAUCGUGAAGGGUUUUAGGGACGCAUUUAAUUAAAUUAUAUUGCGAAAUUUUUCUGCGAAGAACGAACGUUCUUUUUAACAAUUGUAUUACCCACGUUACAUCGUCGCCUGCUGUUAGAGACAAGGAGCAUUGCAACCGGCUGUGAAUAUCAAAUAUUCGUCGAGUCCAGUGUUGUCCGAUGAAAAGUAGUCGAGUCCUCAUCCAAUCAGAAUAUCUUUCAGUUCGAUUACAAACUGAUCCUUUCGCCGUGACAGAUAAUGCUUCACAGAAUGCCUCUCUGCUAUAUUAAAACACAAUCAUCGACCAUCUUUCCAUCGUUGAAACUAUAGUUGCUUCACUUUCAUAUUAAGUAAAGAUAAACUAUGAUCACGCAAUGGAAAAUGGUAUGGUUGCAGGUAGUCUCUACGCUAGAGGUACUAACAAGAGGAAAAAUCUUCUUUUAAGAGGCUCGGUUAUCAUUCAACCAUUAUCAAUUACAGCGAAAGAGUUCAAAGAACGAAGUUUACCAUUUUAUUCCAUCACGCAUUGGACUAGUCUAGUUCGAACGAUUAUAGAUUCUAAUAUCAGUGCUGGUGCACGUGUUAUUGCAAUGAAUCUUACCUCUACUAAUGCCACUGAAAAUCAUUGCACCAUCAUCCACAGUCAUCGUCGGUUACGACUUGAUGAUUCUAUUCUAACUCGACUGUUCGGUCAUACAUUUUUUUUUCUUCUGAUCACCAUCUUUCAUCAUCCUUUUCGUUUCGCAGUACAUACACAUAUUUGUUUAUUUGUUUUUUUUUUCUUUUAUCUUACGUUCACGUGCGCUCUCAUCACCCUCAAUCAUGCAUUUAUCAAUUCAUGCAUAUUCUGCGCCUGAGAGCUUGAUGGCCUAGAAUUGGAAUUUCUUAAUUUUCGCUUUCAAGUGGGAAUCGUUCCUUAUUUAUUAGCGGGACGCGGCGACGCGUCCGGUUCAACAUUCGUUGUUAUUAUUAUUUAACAGUUAACCGAGCAGUUCAGAGAGUUCUGCUUUUUUAAGGUGGACAUUGGUGUGCAAUCGAAUUGGCAUUGUUUUCUUCGCGCAUCGAGUGCAUUCUCUUCUUGUGUUCCGACUUCAAUGUUCAUUAUAUUUAUUGGAUGCUUCACAUCUUUUUUUUUAGGAUAAGUAGUCGAGAUAAGUUUUAGGAAUAAGCAUCGCAGGAUAAGCAUCGGCGUCCAACUUUUAACCGUUGAAGGGGCAGCUCCGUCGCUUUCCUAUAGAAACCAGAAAACAUUGAGGUAUUGUAGCUCUCAGGUGCGAUUACUAUUACUUAAAUAACGUGUAAGUUUUGAUGUAUAAUAAAUAUUUCCUGUCGCUGAACCUGUCGUAUAAGAGCAAAUAUAUUUCCGGUUGUGAACCUUCUUGUACGUCCGCUUUUAUCGCGCAGGGAGGAAGAACGUUUGUAUCAACCGAAGGCUAUAUGAGAAAGAAAAAGAAAAAAGACAGAUCAUUUUUUAAAUUAAUCUUGUAUUCGUUCUCGGAUAUUAUUAAACUUACGCAUCGCUGUAUAAAUAUUUACGUUAGUUCUCGCCCCCCCCCCCCACGUGUUGAAUCGUGUUUCCAUUCUUUCGAAUUUCUGUCCGAUAUUCUUCUUUAUACGUUCGCUUUCAUUUCGGACAUCCUAUUUUCCUCUCACACAUACACACACACAUGUAAUUACCCAUAGGAAUGAUAUAAUGUGUAUCGAAUAAACUUUGUACAACGUC
Messenger RNA from Megalopta genalis, 7799 nucleotides. RefSeq names its product kinesin light chain (gene Klc). Lineage: Eukaryota; Metazoa; Arthropoda; Insecta; Hymenoptera; Halictidae. Gene Ontology annotation, cellular component: kinesin complex; cytoplasm. The record is from RefSeq and is a predicted model, not a curated record. Gene Ontology annotation, biological process: microtubule-based movement. Gene Ontology annotation, molecular function: kinesin binding.